Messenger RNA from Mercurialis annua (annual mercury), 530 nucleotides. RefSeq names its product B3 domain-containing transcription factor VRN1-like. Gene Ontology annotation, molecular function: DNA binding. The record is from RefSeq and is a predicted model, not a curated record. Bases 170 to 511 code for a protein of 113 amino acids. The transcript has 2 exons. Lineage: Eukaryota; Viridiplantae; Streptophyta; Magnoliopsida; Malpighiales; Euphorbiaceae.
UACUAAUUUUAACAAAUUGAAAAUAUCUGGGUACCGGAGCCAACUACCGCAUGUAGGUCACUUAAUUUGUAUCUCUGAGCCUUGGUUUUGCAUAUAUAACUUAGUCUCUAAAAUAAACACACCUCAUUCACUCUCAUUACAGAACAACAAACUGAUUUUGAGUUUCCGAAUGGAUUCUUGUCCUCUAAGAGACGACGGAAGGCCGAUGUUCAAAUCAAAAAUACCCCGUUUUUUCAAGAUUAUUCUUGACGACGCCCUUCGUGAUGGCAAGCUUUAUAUUCCAAGAAAAUUUGUCAGACUCUACGGAAACAAUCUGCCAAGUUCAGUAGUCCUCAAGGUUCCAAGUGGUGCAAAAUGGAAACUAGAUUUAGUGAAAUCUGACGGUGAGAUUUGGUUCCAGAAGGGUUGGCAAGAGUUUGUCAACUUUUACUCUAUAGCUUAUCGGUCAUUUCUAGUCGACCACUUUCAGUGUUUUAUUUUUUCUUUUAUUUAUUUAAUGAAGGUUCAAUAGAAAAUCGUUUAUUAAUUUA